Molecule: messenger RNA, 2888 nt
Organism: Seriola dumerili (greater amberjack)
Lineage: Eukaryota; Metazoa; Chordata; Actinopteri; Carangiformes; Carangidae
Gene: thbs4b
Product: thrombospondin-4-B
Exons: 22
Coding region: 3-2825 (940 amino acids)
Biological process (GO): cell adhesion
Cellular component (GO): extracellular region
Molecular function (GO): calcium ion binding
Source: RefSeq, a predicted model, not a curated record
AAAUGGGUGUGUGGACAGCCUUGAUACUGGCCUCGCAUCUGCUAUUAAAACUGUGCUUACACGUGGAAGCCCAGGCUCUAGUCUAUGAUCUGCUCACCUCGCCUGAUUGCCUGCCAGACCUGCUGCAGGGGGGUCUGGCUGAGCAAGGGGUGAAUGAGGCUUUCAUCCUAGCCUCCUUCAAGUUGCAACCCAAGACCGGAACCACUGUGUUUGGCCUGUACAACCCACGGGACAACAGCAAGUACUUUGAGUUCACCGUGAUGGGGAAGCUCAACAGAGCUGUGUUACGCUACCUGCGGACUGACAAGAGGAUGAGCUCGGUAACCUUCAACAACCUGGUGCUGGCAGACGGCCAACAACACCGACUGUUGUUCCACCUGAGGGGGCUGCAGCAGCAGGGGCCAGGCGGGGUGGAGCUGCAUCUGGACUGCAGGCUGGUGGAGACGGUCAGGGAUCUCCCUGCUGCCUUCCAGGGUUUGCCAGCAGGCUAUGGUAUGGUGGAGCUAAAGACCAUGCAAGCCAGAGAGCAGGAGAGUUUAGACGAGCUCAAACUGGUGGUUGGAGACUCCUUUGAGAAUGUUGCUUCAUUACAAGACUGCCAUUUCCAACAAAGGGACUCCGUCCAAACUCUGGGGGUCAACACGAAGCAGCUGUCAAAUCAAAUGCUGGAGUUAACAAAGGUGAUAAAUGAGCUGAAAGAUGUCCUCAUUCAGCAGGUCAAAGAGACCUCAUUUCUCAGAAACACCAUCUCCGAGUGUCAGGCCUGCGGCCUGGGUGGAACUGAGGUGGUGAAACCAAGGUGUACCCCAGGUGUCUGUUUCCGUGACGAUAUGUGUAUAGAGACAGCGGAUGGUGUUGAGUGUGGACCCUGUCCUGAUGGGUACACCGGGGAUGGUUUCAACUGUGAUGAUGUGGACGAGUGCCAGUUUAACCCCUGCUUCCCCGGAGUGAAGUGCGUGAACACUGCCCCGGGCUUCCGCUGCGACGCCUGUCCUCUGGGCUACACCGGCCUGCCAGUGGAGGGUGUGGGAGUUUUGUUUGCUCAGACCAACAAACAGGUGUGCGACGACAUUGACGAAUGCAAAGAACCCAACAACGGAGGCUGCACCGCAAACUCAGUCUGUCACAACUCUGUGGGCUCCUAUCAGUGCGGCAGCUGUAAGUCAGGUUUCACAGGAGAUCAGGUGAAGGGCUGUAAACCAGAGGUCAGCUGCAGCAACAGCCUGACCAACCCCUGUGAUAUCAACGCCCAGUGCUUUGUGGAAAGAGAUGGGUCAGUCACUUGUCAGUGUGGAAUUGGCUGGGCAGGUAACGGGUACCUGUGCGGGAAGGACACCGACAUUGAUGGAUACCCAGAUGAGAAACUCAAAUGCAAGGAUGUGAGCUGUAGAAAGGAUAACUGCGUCUACGUUCCUAACUCUGGUCAAGAGGACGCCGACAGGGACGGCCACGGAGACGCCUGCGAUGACGAUGCAGAUGGUGAUGGUAUUCCAAACGAGCAGGACAACUGCUGGUUGAAGCCCAACUUGGACCAGAGGAACAGUGAUAAGGACAGCCACGGCGAUGCCUGUGACAACUGUCGCAUGGUGGAGAACCCUGACCAGAGGGACACUGACAGCGACGGCAAAGGGGACGCCUGUGAUGACGACAUGGAUGGAGAUGGCCUGAAGAACUUCCUGGACAACUGCCAGCGAGUCCAGAACAGAGACCAGUUGGACCGGGACGGAGACGGCGUGGGAGAUGCCUGCGACAGCUGCCCCGACAUCCCCAACCCGAACCAGUCUGAUAUUGAUAACGACCUGGUUGGAGACUCCUGCGACACAAACCAAGACAGUGAUGGCGACGGUCACCAGGAUACCAAGGAUAAUUGCCCAUUCGUGAUCAAUAGCUCCCAGCUGGACACCGACAAAGACGGGCUGGGUGACGAGUGUGACGAUGAUGAUGACAAUGAUGGUAUCCCAGACUCUAUACCACCCGGACCAGACAACUGUCGGCUGGUGCCAAACCCUGACCAGACUGACGACAACAAUGAUGGAGUUGGAGACGUGUGUGAGUCUGACUUUGACCAGGACAAAGUGAUUGACAGGAUUGACAACUGUCCUGAGAAUGCCGAGGUUACCCUGACUGACUUCAGGGCCUAUCAGACAGUGGUGCUGGACCCCGAGGGCGACGCCCAGAUCGACCCCAACUGGGUCGUUUUAAACCAGGGAAUGGAAAUUGUUCAGACCAUGAACAGUGAUCCAGGACUUGCUGUUGGUUACACCGCUUUCAGUGGAGUGGACUUUGAGGGGACAUUUCACGUGAAUACAGUGACUGACGAUGACUACGCCGGCUUCAUCUUUGGCUACCAGGACUCAUCCUCCUUCUACGUGGUGAUGUGGAAGCAGACUGAACAGACCUACUGGCAAGCGACACCCUUCAGAGCUGUGGCCGAGCCCGGCAUCCAGCUUAAGGCUGUCAAGUCUAAAUCAGGCCCCGGGGAGCACCUGAGAAACUCGCUGUGGCACACGGGAGACACCAACGACCAGGUGCGUCUGCUGUGGAAGGACCCCAGAAAUGUAGGCUGGAAGGACAAGGUGUCCUACCGUUGGUACCUGCAGCACCGCCCACAGGUUGGCUACAUCAGAGCACGGUUUUAUGAGGGAACUGAGCUGGUUGCAGACUCUGGUGUGACUAUUGACACGACUAUGAGAGGAGGACGACUCGGUGUGUUCUGUUUCUCUCAAGAAAACAUCAUCUGGUCCAAUUUGAAAUACCGCUGCAAUGACACCAUCCCUGAGGAUUUCCAGGAGUUCAGCACUCAGCACGGCGCUGACUCACUCUAAAGUCAAGAUAAAAAUAUGACACCGGAUCUCGGGAGAAUGCUUCUUUGAGUGUGUAUGAGUGUG